This is a messenger RNA of Opisthorchis viverrini, 183 nucleotides long. RefSeq lists its product as hypothetical. The record is from RefSeq and is a predicted model, not a curated record. The transcript has 3 exons. NCBI's taxonomy places the organism in Eukaryota, Metazoa, Platyhelminthes, Trematoda, Opisthorchiida, Opisthorchiidae. The coding region runs from base 1 to 183 and encodes 60 amino acids.
AUGAACUUUGGACGACACAAAGGUUGCUCCGUGUUUCAGUCAGUGAGAAAUUCUACGUCUCCCGAUUACGAAUUCCCGGAAAAAUCUUAUAGAUGUGGCUGUCAACAGGAAUUGGACCGCUUCGGUACUAACACGACCAUUGAAGAGCACGAAACGCAUGUACACACAACAAGUUUCGAGUAA